AUGUUACUUUCUUUGUCAGGGUGCAGCAGAAAUUAUACCCAGUCAAAUGCAAGAAUCACAAGCCCUGGCUUUCCUAAGCAGUAUUCUGCAAAUCAUUUAUGUAUUAUCCAAUACCAAGCUCCUGUCAACACAACAUUAGCCUUGUAUUUCCGUCGAUUCAGCAUGGAAUAUCAUCCCAAUUGUCGUUGGGAUUCCUUAGAGGUAUUCAUUUGUUCAUUUCUACUCUAAAUGUUUCCUAUAUAUUAUGUCCAACAUUAAAUUUAACAGUUGCGGUAUUCAUAGAUAACAAAUUAUGGAUGUAAGAAAGGCUUUAUAAAAAAAAAAAAGAAUUGAGAAAUUCUUUUAAAAAAAAAAAAGAAUUGAGAAAUACUUUCCUUUUAAUAUAAAGGUAUUAUAGAUAUCAUAAUUAUUGGUGUAGCAAUAAUGUUCAAGGUAGUUCAAGUUAAAAAGAAGUGCAAAAAGAAACAGUUUAAAAACAUACGUAGGGGAGUUUUAAAGCAUAUAAGCUGAUUUACAUAUUUCUUAAAAUGUUAACCUCUUUACAUAACUUCUAUAACUUAGACAGUAAAGGAAAAUAAUUUUUAUUGAUAAGAAAAGUGGCAGUGAAAAGUUUGCAUUGAAAUGCAUCCGCCUUAUUGUUACCGCAAUUAUCCCAUUCCUUUGAAACGGCAGCAAUUUAUUGAUAUGGCCCUGACAUAUUGAACCAAGCUAUUUUAAUCAAAUAUAGUUUUCACAAUGCGUUUUUAUUUUUCUAAAUUAAUGUAGAACUUUGUUUAACUGUUAAUGCCAGUAGGUUUUUAUCUUAUCCGGAUUUUUUUCAAAGUGUUAUGAAGUUUUGCCUUUUCUGCUAAUUUUGUGUUUUUGGAACCUAUAUAUAUGGAAAUGAAAACUGUACAUUUUUAUAGGGCACAUAAGUGAAAUGCACUUUUCCCUUUUUAACAUCACUCAUACUGCUCUGUUAUUCCUUGAUGAGCCCUCCUUAUAAAUAUAUAUUUUGUUUCCUCAUGCUUUAAUAAUCUUAACUGUUUUAUUACAAUGUAUUUAAGAAGUGUUCGAAUAUUCUUCUGUCUUCUUUAUUUUCAGAUUUUCAAUAGUUCAUCUGUAUCCAUAACAAAGCUUUGUAACGAAGCCAUUCCCUCUCCAAUAUUUCUUCCGGACAAUAUUGCCAUGCUAAAGUUUAUGACGGAUGUCGUGGUACACAAGGCUGGCUACGAUAUCACAAUUAUUUCAUCAACUGCAGGUAGGCCACUAUGUGGGACAAGAUAAUUCAUGUUAUUUAGUUCUGUGCUCAUGCAGUUAUGUCAUUCGAUUGCCUAGAAUCUUUAUUAGUCAAAAAAGUAUUGGUAUAAUAUAUAUAUUUAAAAACUAUCUAACGCUCUAUAACUCUCUAUACCUCUCCCAAUCGGCAAAAGAGCAUUCAGUUUAUUAAAAACACAUGCACGUACACACACGCACAUACACAUUUUGUAUGAUUCCACAACUUUUUGAAAUGUCUUUCAAUCAUAGAUAGCCUACCUUUAUGUCCUACAAUUGUCAUUGUAUAUCCUUAGGGUCUGGAUGUGGUGGUGUUAUAAAUGAAACCCGUUUUGGAGCAGUCACUAGUCCUGGCUUCCCUGGCAACCUCAACGUGAGUCAGACCUGCUCAUGGUUGAUCACACCACCCAGCCGCACCACUCUGUAUUUCAAAUUUACAGAAAUGAACAACCAGAAUGGUACCUGCAGCAACAAUUAUGUAGCUGUGUAUCNU
Molecule: messenger RNA, 1747 nt
Organism: Lymnaea stagnalis (great pond snail)
Lineage: Eukaryota; Metazoa; Mollusca; Gastropoda; Lymnaeidae
Source: the annotation of a GenBank genome assembly